CAGUGAGGUCCUUGGGGCCUCGGAAGAAGGGAGGAGCCGCGGUGCGUGCGCAGGCCGGGCAGAGGCCGGGACUCGGUUUCUCCUUCGCCUGCCUUAGUCGCCCUGCUCGCCUUUGGAAACACACUGUUUUUAAAAGCUGAGGCGCUGAAUGGGGUCUGAGAGGGAUCCACUCCUAAGUGGCGAAAUACGAGUUUCGCUAUUCCGUGGACAGUGCCACUCAAGCAUGCCGUUGUGAAGCCACUGGCAGUUUUUAAUAUCCGAAGUGGGAUCCUGUUUCAUAAGCGGUUUUAAACUUCUUGGUCCUUUUAAACACCUCUAACGUGUCUCAAUGGCUUAUCAAAAUAAAAAGUUGGUUCACUGGGCAUGAAUAAAUGUGGUGUCUUCUGACUAAGCCUACAGCAGGAUGUCUUACGUGGCAAAGAAGUGCGGCAUCAAAUUAAACCCUCCCUCUAUUGUUUUAAUCUAUGAAGAUCAGCUCAGGAAUAAUAUACGCAAGCGCAUCAUGCCUAUUCGGAAUUUCUCCAAGUUCUCAGAUUGCAGCAGGGCAGCAGAACAGCUAAAGAAUAAUCCUCGGCACAAGACUUAUUUAGAAGGUGUCUCAAUGGAACAGCUACAAAAAUUACACAAUUUGCUGAGAUGCCAGUUGGGGGGACAAAAUCUGACUCAGGGUCUGGAGCAAAUUCAGCGGGAAGAAACAAUUGACCCAGAAGAGGACCUGAACAAACUAGAUGACAAGGAGCUAGCCAAAAGGAAAGAAAUUAUGGAUGCAUUGUUUGAAAAGAACAGGAAAAAGAAGGAUGACCCUGAUUUUGUCUACAACGUAGAGGUGAAGUUCCCACAAGAAGAGCUUGAAGCCUGUGAGUGGGAUGAUGAAUCAGAUGAUGAGUUUUGAUCCAUAAUCAAGCCGCGGAUUGAUGAGUCUUCUCAUAUUGGGAAUAUAUAUCUCAUGCCCCUUCAUAUUUUAGCAACCAAACUUGAGUGAUCAGUCAGCUGCUACAUUUUAUACUGUGAAAUUAGGUCAAGACUUACAUUUUUUUAAAAAAUGUAAACACGUUAAUGAAAAAGUGUUCAGAGGUGCUUGAUGAAAAAGAUACAACCAGACUCAAAAGAGUUUUAUAUAGACUGUAUGCUAGUUCUUUGCCGUUGUAAAUAAAACAAUGGAUCUACUUCAGCACUUCACACUGCAGCAUUAACUUUGCAAAAAAAUUAACUCUGCAAGUAAUUGAUGUCUUAUUUAUUGUUUUGCAAUGUUGUUUAAUUACCAGUUUGUCCGUUGAACUUCCAAACUUGCAGUUACCUCUCUAAUUUUUUUUAAUUGCAUCAGAAUAUGAGCUGCAAUAUUUGAUAGUUGCAAUAUUACUGUUUCACACUAAAGUGAUACCGUUGUUUUUUUGUUUUUGUUUUUAAAGAAUUGCUUUUGGGGAAUCACAGUGAAACCAUUUAUGUUUACGUAUGCAGGGCUGUGUUGAAACUAAUGCUCUUAAGUUAUUGUUAACAUGGGGUUUUUGGGGUGUGAUAAAUAAUGAUUUAGAAGUCAAAUUAACAAGCAGUCCUAAAGCCAGCUGAGAGGCCAUUAGAAACAUUAAGCAGCAUUCUGCUAGCCAAGAGGGAGUCCUUACUACACUAGCAGAAAGCACUGCUAGCAUAUAAAAGUAAUAGGGGAGGAGGCAAGGGAAAAAACUGCUCUCCCCCUUUCUACCUUGAUUGGAGUGAAGGAAGUGAUUAUUCCUUUGCCACAGAAUCAGACACUAACUUAGGAUUGUUCUGUUUCAGUUAGUCUUUUAUGUGGUGCUAAUAAUGGAUGCUUUAUUGUGAUACUAAAAUGAUAUGCUUUCUGUUUCCAUUUUUAUGUAGUUAGACCUGAAGAAACAACUGUCCAAUAAAGUAAUUUUGAAAAGCUGA
Podarcis muralis (Common wall lizard) is the source of this 1902-nucleotide messenger RNA. It is a transcript of the gene CEP19, whose product is annotated as centrosomal protein 19. Gene Ontology annotation, biological process: trans-Golgi to periciliary membrane compartment transport; microtubule anchoring at centrosome. The record is from RefSeq and is a predicted model, not a curated record. Gene Ontology annotation, cellular component: centrosome; spindle pole; ciliary basal body. Lineage: Eukaryota; Metazoa; Chordata; Lepidosauria; Squamata; Lacertidae.